Dichotomopilus funicola is the source of this 1635-nucleotide messenger RNA. RefSeq lists its product as uncharacterized. The record is from RefSeq and is a predicted model, not a curated record. The transcript has a single exon. Lineage: Eukaryota; Fungi; Ascomycota; Sordariomycetes; Sordariales; Chaetomiaceae. Bases 1 to 1635 code for a protein of 544 amino acids. Gene Ontology annotation, biological process: steroid metabolic process. Gene Ontology annotation, molecular function: FAD binding; Delta24(24-1) sterol reductase activity. Gene Ontology annotation, cellular component: cytoplasm; membrane.
AUGCCUCCCUCUCAUGAGGCCGCUGUGGCCCAAAUUGCAAACGUUGUCAAGACCUUUUUCGCCCGGCGCGAGCCGUUUCGAGUUUUUCAUGGCUCCACCAACUCGACUCGGCCGGCGCAUGGCGCCAAGGUCGUCGAUAUCAGCCCCCUGAAUAACGUCCUCGAGGUCAAUGAAGAGACGAAAACCGCCGUGGUGGAACCCAACGUCCCCAUGGACAAGCUCGUGCAAGCCACACUCGCCUGUAACCUCGUACCGCCCGUCGUGAUGGAGUUUCCCGGUAUCACCGUCGGGGGCGGGUUUGCAGGCAGCGCGGGCGAAAGCAGUUCCUUCCGAUACGGCUAUUUCGACCAGACCGUCCGGUCCGUGGAGCUCGUCCUGGGGACCGGAGAUGUAGUGCAGGCUUCGCCUACCGAACGUCCCGAUCUCUUCCGGGGCGCUGCCGGCACGGCGGGCACCUUGGGCAUCGCUACGAAGCUCGAGCUGAACCUGAUCCCGGCCCGGCGUUUUGUCAAACUGGAGUACCACCGGCACAACACCGUCGGAGACACCCUCGCGGCCGUCCGGCGCGCUACAGAAGACCCGUCAAACGACUACGUCGACGGCAUCAUCUACUCCAAGACGCUCGGCUUGGUGAUGACCGGGAAGUUGACGGAUGAACUGCCAGGCUCUGCACGACCGCAAACCUUCAGCGGCGCCUGGGACCCCUGGUUCUUCCUCCACGCCAGGAAAAAGGUCGACUCUCUCGACGCCAAACCCAAACCAAACGGCAGCACCACCAACAACAACGGGGAACACCCCGACCCCCCCAGCCCACCAACCGACUACAUCCCCCUAGCCGAGUACCUCUUCCGCUACGACCGCGGCGGGUUCUGGGUCGGCGUCCAAGGGUUCACUUACUUCCCCAUGGUCCCCUUCAACCGCUUCACCCGCUGGUUCCUCAACGACUUCAUGCACACCCGCAUGUUAUUCCGCGCCCUACACGGGAGCAACAUGUCCUUCGGCCAAAUGGUCCACGACCUAUCCCUCCCCUACGGCACCGCAGAGUCCUUCAUCGACUACACCGCCGAGCAUCUCGACAUCUGGCCGCUUUGGCUCUGUCCCCUGCGCGCCAUCGACCGGCCCAGUUUCCACCCUUCGUACUACGGCCCGAGCGAUGAAGGGCCGCCACAGCCGAUGAUCAAUAUCGGGUUGUGGGGGCCUGCCUCGCAGGACGUGGAAACGUUCAUCCAGCAGAACAAGACGCUAGAGAACCGGCUGACGGCGUUGGGGGGGCGUAAGGUGCUGUACUCGCACACGUAUUACACUGAGGAGGAGUUUUGGGGGUUGUAUGAUAAGCCGUGGUAUACCGGGCUAAGGGAGAAGUAUGGGGCCCAGACGCUGCCGACGCUGUAUGAAAAGGUCCAUGUGAAUGUUGCGAAGGCCGUUACGAAGCAGCGUGGUGAUGGAAGUAGCGGGAAAGGGUGGUUUGGGUGGUUGUCUGGCGUUUGGCCCUUCCCGGGCCUGCUUGGUAUACGUUCUGCGAUUAGGAGUAAGGAUUACUUGAUCCACCGUCAGCCGGGUUGGACGUAUUGGAAGGACACGGAGCUGCGGGUUCGCGCGUUAGCGGGUAGACAAGAUGUAGGCAAGGGAACAUGA